AUGGCCGAAAGCGACUGGGACACCGUGACUGUUUUGAGGAAGAAGGGGCCGACGGCUGCUCAGGCCAAGUCUAAGCAGGCGAUCACCUCAGCCCAGCGACGUGGCGAGGACGUGGAGACCACUAAGAAAUGGGCUGCGGGGCAGAACAAGCAGCACCUGGUCAGCAAGAACACGGCCAAACUGGACCGCGAGACGGAGGAGCUGCACCACGACAGGGUUUCCUUGGAGGUGGGCAAAGUCAUCCAGAAGGGACGCCAGGAGAAAGGACUCACGCAGAAGGACCUUGCCACGAAAAUUAACGAGAAGCCGCAAGUGAUUGCCGACUACGAGAGCGGGAAAGCCAUCCCCAGCAACCAAGUCAUGGGCAAGAUCGAGAGAGCAAUCGGCUUGAAGUUGCGCGGUAAGGACAUUGGACAUCCCCUGGAGUCCAAAUCCAAGACGAAAUGA
Molecule: messenger RNA, 447 nt
Organism: Nerophis lumbriciformis (worm pipefish)
Lineage: Eukaryota; Metazoa; Chordata; Actinopteri; Syngnathiformes; Syngnathidae
Source: RefSeq, a predicted model, not a curated record